GUCAUGCAGUAGUGAAACAAUAGUAAAGACUACAUAGCACCGGAAACAUAAUGACUGCCAAGAAUACUGCCCCACAGGCUUCGGAAGCAGUGGAGGCCAUCGGCAACAACGAGGGAUGUGAUAAGGUUGUACUGAAACGCAAAAUCACACUAAUCAAUGGAGUUGGCAUCAUCGUGGGAACAAUUAUCGGUUCUGGUAUCUUCAUUUCUCCGACUGGAGUCUUUGUGUUUACAAGGUCAGUCGGCUCCUCCUUGGUCAUCUGGACGCUGAGCGGUAUCCUGUCGACGCUCGGUGCCCUUUGCUAUGCUGAACUCGGCACAUGUAUCACACGCUCCGGUGGAGACUACGCGUAUUUGCUGGUUGCUUUCGGGCCACUUGUUGGAUUCCUACGGCUCUGGAUGGCACUGCUUAUUAUACGCCCAACGACACAGGCUAUCGUCGCAUUAACCUUCGCACAGUACGCGGUCAGACCGUUUUUCGAAGAUUGUGAUGCCCCAGAGAGUGCGGUGCGACUGUUGGCAGCCGUUUGUCUCUGCUUCCUUACGGCCAUCAACUGCAUUUCCACCAAAUGGGCGAUGAAGAUACAGGAUGUUUUUACCAUCGCCAAACUUACCGCACUCGUGUCCAUCAUUCUGGCCGGCAUGUACUUCAUGGCAACGGAAUCGCUCGACAACUUCCAGAACCCCUGGGAGGGAGAUUACGCGCUUUCCAGUCUUGCGUACGCUUUCUACUCCGGCCUGUUCGCGUUCGGCGGAUGGAACUAUCUGAACUUUGUUACGGAAGAGCUGGAAAAUCCUUACAAAAAUCUUCCUCGGGCGAUAUGGAUCGCAAUGCCUAUGGUCACCGGUAUCUACGUUUUCGUCAACAUGGCCUACUUUGCGGUGGUCUCGCGACAAGAGAUGCUGGCCUCGAUUGCCGUAGCAGUUUCGUUCGGCAAUCGGAUGUUCGGUUCCGUUGCCUGGUUGAUACCGAUCUUCGUCGCGCUCAGUACGUUUGGCGGUGUGAACGGUAUUCUGUUCACGUCCGCCCGCUUGUUUUCUACCGGCGCCCAGGAAGGGCACCUUCCGGCCUGGUUCUCGCUGGUACACGUUGACCGACAAACACCGAUUCCGGCGCUUAUAUUCACCUGCAUCACUUCCAUCAUAAUGCUCCUUUCGGCCAACGUCUUCGUGUUGAUAAACUAUUUCAGCCAAAUCUUAUGGCUUUCCGUUGCUGCCAGUAUCGCCGGAUUGCUGUGGUUGAGGGUUUCAAAACCCAACAUGCCACGACCGAUUAAAGUGAAUUUAGCCCUCCCAAUAACGUUCCUCGUCUGCUGUUUAGGUUUGGUGCUGCUGCCAUCGUUUACCGAACCAUUCAAUUUACUUGUUGGGCUUGCAAUCACUUUAUCCGGAGUUCCCGUCUACUACGUGUGCAUCGUGUGGCGUAGCAACAAACAAACGAAAAACGUGAUCAUGCACUGGAUCGAGCGUGGCUGUCAGAUACUGUUCAAUGCAGCCUUCGUAGACUGUCACCACGAUCGAAAGCGGGAAAGAGAAUUUUCCGAAAUGCAAACGAGCAUCGAAGAUAAAAGCGUUAGUCACUAACUCGUUACCUGGCAUUUGGA
Anopheles maculipalpis is the source of this 1603-nucleotide messenger RNA. It is a transcript of the gene JhI-21, whose product is annotated as Y+L amino acid transporter 2. Gene Ontology annotation, biological process: amino acid transmembrane transport. The transcript has 5 exons. The record is from RefSeq and is a predicted model, not a curated record. Gene Ontology annotation, cellular component: membrane. Bases 51 to 1583 code for a protein of 510 amino acids. NCBI's taxonomy places the organism in Eukaryota, Metazoa, Arthropoda, Insecta, Diptera, Culicidae. Gene Ontology annotation, molecular function: L-amino acid transmembrane transporter activity.